This is a messenger RNA of Pyricularia grisea, 325 nucleotides long. RefSeq lists its product as uncharacterized. The record is from RefSeq and is a predicted model, not a curated record. Bases 119 to 319 code for a protein of 66 amino acids. NCBI's taxonomy places the organism in Eukaryota, Fungi, Ascomycota, Sordariomycetes, Magnaporthales, Pyriculariaceae. The transcript has 2 exons.
GUUCGAUCAAAACAAUUUAAUUCCACCCCUCUUUUUUUUUUUUUUUUACAAAAAGAUCUAUUACAAAUACUGACAACAAUUGAUCAGAUUCCACGUUGAUUGACGUCAAUACAUACUCAUGUGUGUAACACGCCGCCAUGCUCACGCAAAUCAGCCAGCUCCAUGCUUCCUCCUUGCCUCCAUAGCAAUUUCUCCGGCAGACUUCAGCGAUAAAUCGUCUUAUGCUAAAUUGCAGAAGUAUCACUGGCUGUCCAUGCGUCUACAGCACGUAUCUAGUUUAGACCAGUACCUAGUGUGGAUAGUAGCCACCUCAGAUUGAUAAGGG